AUGGCAGAUUUAAUCGCCUUCCAUAAUUAUUAUUCACACCAAGGUUUCCUCUCGCCGUCAAACAUGCUUCCACGCCCAACCAGCCACAAGCGGUCCCUCUCAUCUGGGAAUAGGUCCGCAUCACCCGAUCGCCAGGUUACGAAGGCCAAGUCUACAAAUGAUCUUUCACGAGUCGCGAAUCCUCCAGCCCCGGCCGUUCGCUCUUCAAGCGAAGGUGGAGACGGUUUCAGCACUUUGAAGGACCCGAGACUUAUGCCCACCUCUGAAUCACCAGAGACCCCUACGCCGCCCUCACAUCAUCCGGAUCUUAAUGACGAAGUUGCAACGCUGAGUUUGAAACUUGUCCAAGCGAUCAAUAACCAAACGAAACUCGACGACACGUUAGUUGCCACCCGCCAAGAGUUAGAGCAAGCCCAGGAAAAGGCCCGCGCGCUAGAGUCGGAAAACGAGCAAUAUUGGCGAGACAUUCAAGAUGGAGCACUCGUUAAGAAAGCCGAUGUCGAUCUGUUAAAAGCGUCCUUGGCAGAGGAAAAGGCUCAGCGUAUUCUGGCGGAGAAGGAGAAAAAAGGCAUCGAGCAGGAACUAGAGACUCUCACUGCGGCUCUAUUCGAGGAAGCAAACAGGAUGGUUGCUGCUGCCAAGCUCGAGCGCGAAGCUGUCGAGAAGAAAAAUGAGCAGUUGCGUUCGCAAAUCAAAGACACAGAAUUACUUCUCGCCUCGCACCAGGAGCAAUUAACAGAACUGAAAUCGGUCCUUCAAUUGAUGAAUAUCUCCAAAGACGAUCUUGAUGGCCGCACUGCAAUUUCCACCGCACCACCUUCUCCGGCCGGUGCCUCGCAACCCCCCAUGUUUCCCAGGAAGAGUAUGGAAGCUACAGAUCUCCCUGGCGACGUUGUAUGCGCUGAGAUAGCUCCAGGGCCUGCUACCAGCUUCCCUGAUCUCAUCAAGGUUGUAUGCCGAACUGAUAUACAAGCUUACGAAGAUUUCCGGGAGCUAUUCAGUGCGGCAAAGAGCUCGAAGCCACCAAGUAGAGCCACCAGUGGGUCAUAUUCUGGAUUGAAUGUCAUGAGCUUGGCCAGCAGCUUCAGUGGCGCGGGGUUCGGUUCAGCCGCGUCGUCGCCUGCGAAAUCUCAGCCUCAUUCUCCCAGUGGGAGUGUCUCCUCGCCACAGCCUCUUACCUCUAGCAUUCCCCUAAAGGACUCUCGUUUCUACAAGCGCGCACUUCUGGAGGAUAUCGAACCUACUUUAAGGCUUGAUACCGCUCCCGGGAUAUCCUGGCUCACCAGACGAACCGUGUUAUCUGGUAUCUGUGAAGGAAGCCUUGUGGUUGAACCCGUGCCACCGAAUGUUCGAAAAUACGAAUUUCCUUGUUCUCUCUGUGGCGAACGCCGGAGUGGCACCGACAACGAGCGCACACACCGUUUUCGGACGUCGGAUAGUGAUACGGCGCAGCGAUACCCAUUGUGUGUUCUCUGCGUGGAGAAAGUGCGUUCAUGUUGUGAGUUUACUGGCUAUCUCCGUCUCAUCCUUGACGGCCAUAUCCACGCCGAGGAACCCGAUGAGGUGCAGGAGGCAUGGGAAGAAACAGUUCGCCUGAGAGAAAGAAUAUUCUGGUCCAGAAUUGGCGGCGGUAUCGUCCCCAUGUUUGCUCAAACGAGUGCGCCAGAAGAGCGGCCCGAGCAACAUCAAGCGGACAUAAAUCCGUCCAUCGAGAAGCCCGUGGUGAUGAUUCAGCCGAGCGAAGAUGUUCAGGACAUCAUCAAUCGGGAGAAAUUAGCUAAAACCCCCCAACCUCUCGCCGCGGAUGCUAUGACCUAG
Aspergillus mulundensis is the source of this 1818-nucleotide messenger RNA. RefSeq names its product guanine nucleotide exchange factor SEC2. The record is from RefSeq and is a predicted model, not a curated record. Bases 1 to 1818 code for a protein of 605 amino acids. Gene Ontology annotation, cellular component: cell tip; Golgi to plasma membrane transport vesicle. Gene Ontology annotation, biological process: exocytosis. Gene Ontology annotation, molecular function: guanyl-nucleotide exchange factor activity. The transcript has 3 exons. NCBI's taxonomy places the organism in Eukaryota, Fungi, Ascomycota, Eurotiomycetes, Eurotiales, Aspergillaceae.